Molecule: messenger RNA, 5886 nt
Organism: Sphaerodactylus townsendi
Lineage: Eukaryota; Metazoa; Chordata; Lepidosauria; Squamata; Sphaerodactylidae
Gene: SLC25A37
Product: solute carrier family 25 member 37
Exons: 3
Coding region: 1328-1921 (197 amino acids)
Biological process (GO): iron import into the mitochondrion
Cellular component (GO): mitochondrial membrane
Molecular function (GO): ferrous iron transmembrane transporter activity
Source: RefSeq, a predicted model, not a curated record
AAGGAAAAAAGACUCUGGGAAAAAGACUAUCCUUGGCAACCUAGGCUUCUCUUUCCCACAGACGCCUGCAGUGUUUAGAUGCUCGUGUCUGAAGAAUGCGGAAGAUACGUAGUGUUAAAGAUCCUCCUAAAAGUUAGAUAUUGCAAAGCAUUUAACCAUAUGUCUCUUUUGAGUUGGGGUUACUGGGCAGCAGAUGCUUCAGCGAGCACAUUCCAAUCAGGCAAGCCUAGCACAAUGAGAUCGUCAAGAAAACGGCUCUUGGGUCUAGCCUUUUGCUUUUGCCAUCUAUGUGGCAUAGAGUAUAAAUGAUUUGGUUGUGGUGCUUUAAGAAUACGAGAUCAGUCUUCUGAGAUCAAAACACAAGUUUACCUAACCUGGUGGUCUGUCGUCAGCAUCAGGCAGUCAAAUGCCUAUGAACCUUACAAGCCUUUCCAUGUUCUUGUCUCACCAUCUGGUAUUCAGAGGUAUAUUGCCUCUGUACACGGAGGUUUCACUUAGGAUCCUUGUUGGCAUUACCUCUGCUGGAGAGCCUUAGCAGUCUCUGUCUGAAUAAGUUGGCCGGUCUCUGCCUUGGCAGAUCAUGAAUUUUGCACUUAACUCUUUGUAAUCCGUAAGUGUAAUCGGAAUAGCCCCUGAUUGAAAUGCUUUAAAAAUUUAGGCUGGAUGUAAGAAGGCAACUUUUUCAUUGCGUGUAGCAUUGUGCUGGCUUAUUGAAUGGUUGUGCAUAUAUGUGAUGUUGUUUAAUGUGGGUUGCAACAGCUACUCAGUCGACUUCUUGCAUGUUAUGCGAGUGGUACCCUAACCUCUGGAUUGCCGAGAGAUGAUGCCAGCCUGUACUGAUUCCAGCCAAGACAGAAACCAUAUGUAGGCUGCAUUCUCUGUAUGCUGGAGGCUUUCUUCAUUGAGUUGGAUCCAGUUCUGUUGUUUGAACGUGGGGUUAUGUGCAUGCUACGCAAAUACUCUUGUAUAUUUGGAACCCUUCUGUAGUGUGUGUGUGUGUCUGAUGAUUAAGUCCAAGUUCACACACUCAGGAGAGUGGUAGAAUGGAUUGCACCUUUUCAGGCUACAGGUGGAGGAUCACAUUUUAGGAUUUUCUUCUGGGAUAAAAAAGACUCCUUGCAAUUAGAAAGCCAUCUUAAGGGAGAGAAUGUUUGUCCCUGAUGUGCCAGUGUUCUAUUUGCAUGGCGUUUUUAUUGUUGAUAAAGAAAAGGAACAUUUAAAGAUGAAACCCAUCACCUGUGGCCUGUGUUGUUAUAGUCCAUUCUACCUCCUCCUUCAUGUAUGAAUCAGCUUUAAGAAAUUCUCUUCUUUGUGCACUUGAUGGAGCAUGUGCAGAGACCAAGGACUAGCAGGGAGCAUGGCCACCCUUCUACAUGAUGCUGUGAUGAAUCCAGCCGAAGUGGUGAAGCAGCGGAUGCAGAUGUACCAUUCUCCGUACAAGUCAGUCUUGCAGUGUGUCAGGACGGUGAAAAGGACUGAGGGGCUGAGUGCCUUCUACCGCAGCUAUACCACCCAGCUCACCAUGAACAUCCCGUUCCAAGCCAUCCACUUCAUGACCUAUGAGUUCAUGCAGGAACAGAUCAACCCUCGGCGACAGUACAACCCUCAAACGCACAUUGUCUCCGGGGCUGUUGCCGGGGCUGUUGCAGCUGCAGCCACAACCCCCCUGGAUGUCUGCAAGACUCUCCUCAACACUCAGGAAAACAUGGCCUUAAGUUCUGUGAACAUCAGUGGACGCCUCUCAGGAAUGGCCAAUGCGUUCAGGACAGUUUAUCAACUAGGGGGUGUCGCUGGGUAUUUUAAGGGGGUUCAAGCACGAGUUAUAUACCAGAUGCCUUCAACUGCCAUUUCUUGGUCUGUGUAUGAAUUCUUCAAGUACUUCCUUACAAAGCGUGAGGCAAAUAAAAAACCAGCAUGUUGACAAAGCUGGCACUGUAGCAGCGGUCCAGAACGGCCCAGAGAGACGCCUGAUGCGCAAACUCUCCUGGUACAGUCUGUUGAAAAGGUUUCUAGUAGAUUCAUUGCCGAGUUCUGUUGAAGGAGAAGUUUGUUGUCGUCUCCCCACCUGUUUUUGGCUAAACCAAAUUGUUUGAGGACUGUUUUUUAAAAACAACAAUACAAGUAUUUAUAAUUUUAUUUCAGUUGAUAAAAAUGUGAUGCAGAUUGUAAAAGAGUAUAUUGUUUCUUCACUGGAAUGCUUUUGGCUGCCCAGAGAGAGAUUUCUGGGGAAUUGCUUUAAACAAACAAACAAACACACAGAGAUAAGCCUUUAAUUGAACAAAGUUUUAUUUAGAGAAAUUGUGUAAUAUAAAUAGAUGGAUAAUAUUUAUCCUUUAUUUUUCUACAUAGUUAGUUUGGUGGCUUGAAAAGUGUGGCAGCUGAUAACAGAGGGUUUUUUUAAGCGCUUAUUUUUUUUUCAGUAACCAGUAGCACUAUUUCCUGGUUUUCCUGAACCAGAAGGUUUUUAGCUCAAUAUUACAGUGGCAGUGAAGUCCUCCACUGUAUAAAGUGCUUAGAUGCAUGCUCUGAACAUCCAGCUUUAAGAAAUCUUGAUGCUAGCAGAACCGGAGUCCUGAGAAUCUGCAUGAGAUGGGAAUGGUAUCCCUACAAUUGCAUCAAGAUCAGUGGCUGCUUCUGGAAAUCUCUUCCAGUGGUUCCCAUAUCAGAGCAGAGAACUGCUUCACUGCGCAUAUUUUUAGGAAAACACUUAAAGGUACAUUAAAAAAAGAACCUCCAUUUCUGAGCAGGUUUUGUGGCUUCUCGUUUAUCCCUUCUCACUAAGCCUCCAGUCCUGCUUUGCACAUACCUAACUGGCAUGCACAAGGAAGUCUUUUGCACUAACAUGUGUAAAUUAACACUGACUGCCAAGUGUUUUGCAGGAGUGGGGCAUCAGUUUACAUUUCUGAAGAAAGCUCAAUUGCAAUUGCUUGUAGGUGUGUGUUUUUUUAAAAAAAGACUGACCAGGGAAGGCAGCAAUCAGGCCUUGGAAAACAGACGCCUUAAAAAAAGAGAAAAGAAAGUCAAACUUGUUUCCAAGCCAAAAGGCAGCAGUAUUUGCUGUCAGCCAUCUGACCUGUACUGUACAAGUGAAGGUGUGGAAAAGGGUUUUAGUUCUUGUGUGGUAGCCUUGCAUUUUUUUUCUGCUGUGAAAACUUACGCUUUGUGUGGUGUCCAGGGGAAGGGUUUAUCAGAUUAGUGUGCACAGGCUUUUGUCUGUGUGUAUGUUUUUGUUCAAGCAGGGAUUGGGGCCACAUGUUUCCAUAUCCCCCUCCUCUGCUUGCUACUGCCCAUUCUUCUGGGAAAUAAAAUUGUAGGGUAAAAAGAAAACAGAAGCCUUGGGAUUGAACCAAACAAAUGUAUGCGAGAGAAACUGUUGCAUUCUGUUUUUCAAAAUGGGUGUAUUUCAGAUUGUACCUGAUACAGAAUUACUGCCCUGAAGUAUCCUUUCCCUAUGCAGGUUUGCUUAACCCAUGUUGUGAUGUCGUGGCACCAAACGUGGACUUGCUCCUGGUUCUGUAUCCCUCAUUGCUGUUUAUAAAUGAACACAGAUGGUGUAAUAACAUGGUAUGAGCCAUACAGCAUGUAUUUGUGGGGGGUGCUUUACAGAGAAGUCCUGUGUCAAGGAGAAGACUACUUCAGCAAAACAUUUAAUUUUGUCCUGAGCCUAGUAGUGGUCCAAAAGCCCUAAAUCAACAAAGAGGAGUUGUUGUCUUGUAGUCACCCUGAUGCAGCUGUGGCUAUAAAAUGAAUUUGGUUCAUGCUCCAGCCUCCAUGUUGGUGGAAUUCUAAUCUGAAAGUGUGGUGUGUUAUUUUGUCCAACCAGAAGGUGAAUUAUACCUCCAAACUGUUUGCCAUUAAUAACUUGUUCAUUAAGUACACCAAGUUGACAUUUCCCCUUGAUGUUUGGAUUUGGAUCUUCAUUUUAUUUUUAGGCUAUGUGCACUUGACAAAAUUGUUUUCCAUGGGGUGUGUGUGUGUGUGCGCACAUGGGUGCAAAGAAGGGUCUUUUCCUGAGGCCUGAGGGGAUAGGGCGGGAUAUAAAUCCAAUCAAACAAAAACAAAUAUGAGUCUUAUAACAGCAAAAAAUAAGAGCCAUAUUUAAAUGUUCAAGAUACCACUUGAAUGUUCAAACAUUUUUGUCAUCUCUCUUGUUCUGGUUUUCUCUCCCAAUCCCAAAUCAAAACAAGUCUGUUUCUUUUUUUAAAGUGAAUAACUUCCAUUCAACUGAAGGAUUUUAUUCAAGCCAAUUACUGUUUGAGCAGCUAUUGAGAUCCCUCUGCAAUUUACUUAGUUUCUGAAGUGAUGCCUUUAGCAUCAAGAACUGGACUAUAUAUGCAGGAUACAGCCACCACACAGCAUCUGAUCUUUUGAAUGUUUGCCCAAGUCCAUAGAUUUUUUUUCUGUGUUGGCGCUCUGUGGACACUGUCUUAUGCUGUGUUGUUUGCUGUAACUAUUGGCAAUACUACAAGAUAAAAUGUCUGGGGGCAACCAGCCACAGCUAUUCAGUGAAAAUAUCUGUCUAGUUCUUCGAAGAGCUGAACUUCAUGUGACAUUGGCAUAUCUGUGUCUCUAAACAUGCUUUUUUGCUAAAACCACCUUUAAAAUGGGUUAUUGAAAGCACAGUUGUCAGUCCAAGAUAACCAGAAAGCUCUCCGUGCUUCAAAAAAAGAAAUCUGUUAGUCCCUUCAUGAAACAAAAGAUUGCACAUGGGGGGGGAGCGGGCAAGGCAAAAGCACAAAAAGGUAUAGGAGAUCCAGAGUUGUCCCCUGCUCACCAUUCCCUUCUCCCUUCUACCCUGCAGCCUCUCCUGUGGUGGUUCUUCCCCUAACUAGAGUCUAACUCUGCAAGUAGGUCUGCCUGGGUGAAGGGGAAUGGGAAAGUGGGUAUCCCCCCCAUGUGUUAUAUUUGUAUUUCGAUGCCACCCCUAACUGCAGUGUUUGUGUGGAAGCUGAAUGGAAAUUGGGGCCUUAACUUACAUUACACUGCUUAUGGCUCUAUCUUGGGUCUCAUCAAACCAAAUGGUACCUGGGAAUUCUUUAAUGAAACAUAGUUUGCUGUUGCGUGGGAACUCAUCUCAGAUUAGGAUUAUCAGCAGAGAGUUUCGGCCUCUCCUCUCCUCUUGUGCUGUUGCCUGAUAAAAAUUUGCAGAGCCUGUUUUUGUUCUGUUGGGGCAAACUUACAUCAGUAUGCAUACUUUCCCCCAACAGAAUAGACAGUUUCAGGUGAGGAAAAUGGUGUUAGGGGACUUAAACUCAUCCCUACCACAGCCCUAAUCUGGGGCUCUGCAUUUAAAUACUAUAACAGACGCUUCAUGUCCUGAAAUGUUUGCAAUGUGCCUGUUUUGAAAUGUUGGGUUUUCCUGUAAUCUUAUUUGUAGGAUGUUUCAUCAGCUAGGGCGAUUUUAUGACUUAUUAGUAUUUUCUAAAUGAAGCAUCUGGAGAGGAACUCUAAUGACCUGAAGUGGACUGUUGCAGUUUAACUCUGAAUGUGUAGUUCUCCUGCUUCUUUCUAAUGGGUACACCUUAAUGUUUUAACUGCUGACUCUUCAGUUCGAAGCACACCUUCAAAAGCCUGGUCAAGGGCCUCUUGUCUUGGCUGGGAAUUCUCCACUAAGACAUGAAAAUACAUCAUUUGAAAUGUAUUUGAAAGGGGUUUACAAACAAAACACACAGAAUCACACUCAUUGCUGCUUUGUCUGCUGAAACCGCACAUUUUUUUAGACAAAGAAAAAUUUCAGUUUGCUGUUUUUAAAAUUGCCUUUGUAUGAAUUUACCAAUGUCGACUUCUUAAAAGAAUAUUUGGUAGUGCUGAAAGGUGAGUUUCUGAAAUGCUGCUACAGUUUCAGCACUGGAGCUCGAAAUAAAUGAUUUGAUCUAUUUGCAAGAA